Molecule: messenger RNA, 1017 nt
Organism: Sordaria macrospora k-hell
Lineage: Eukaryota; Fungi; Ascomycota; Sordariomycetes; Sordariales; Sordariaceae
Biological process (GO): nicotianamine biosynthetic process
Molecular function (GO): nicotianamine synthase activity
Source: RefSeq, a predicted model, not a curated record
AUGCCUGCUCUUCUCUCAGUUCUCGGGCUUGGUUCUCCAAGAAACCAGUCCGCUCACUACCUCUCCAACGCCAACCAGCAAACUCUCGAUAUUCUCGCCGAAAAAGUAGACAUCAUGGGUAGCGCAAAGAUCGCCAAGGCUCAAAAGAUUGCUUUGAACAUUCUUGACACACACGACCAACUCAAGAAGCUACCAAACUACCGACCAGGAGACGACAUCAACCGGCUGUUGGGAUGUCUCGUCCGCACAUGCGUCCAGAUCCAUCCCCCAAGCGUUAUCCAGCAGAUCCUUGAAUUCCCCGGCCUCCAACAAAUGCUUCCCUCCCUCCGCACCAUCUGCUCCGAAGCCGAAUCCUGUCUCGAGAACCACUGGGCCCAACACACCUUAUCGCUCGCCGACCAAGGCCCUGACGCAGUCCUCAAUGCUCUCCAGAUCGAUUUCCCUUACUUCCAGAAUUACGUCGACCUAGCACGCCUCGAGCUUUCCGCCAUUCGCGCCGCCAUGUCUCCCAGUGACACCAACGCCCUCAAGAAAAUCACCUUCAUCGGCUCCGGCCCCCUUCCUUUGACUUCGUGGUGUCUCCUCGACGAAAUCCGCCAGACAUGUUCUAGCACCGACAACAUUCCCACAAUCACCAACAUCGACAUGUCCCCCACCGCCAUUGACGUAUCUUCCCGCCUCAACGCUGUCCUCGGUCCAUGGGGCGAAGGCAUGGAGUUUGUGUGUGGCGAAGCCGGUUCUUGUUCCAUUAGUCUUGCAGACUCAGACGUCGUCUACGUUGCCGCGCUAGUCGGGCUGUCGCAGGAGGACAAGGAGGAGAUUUUCCUAAACGUGGUCAGGACCAUGAGGCCUGGUGCCUUGCUGGUUAUCCGUAGCGCGUGGGGAUUGAGGACGUGUUUGUAUCCGGAGGUGAGCGUCAAUACGGAGAGGCUUUUGGAGGUGCUGCAGCCCUGUGCGGUGGUGCAUCCGUAUACGGAUGUGGUUAAUAGUGUUGUUGUUGCUAGGGUUAGAGAGUAG